This is a messenger RNA of Bombina bombina (fire-bellied toad), 1773 nucleotides long. Its product is annotated as interleukin-17D. The coding region runs from base 159 to 629 and encodes 156 amino acids. Gene Ontology annotation, biological process: inflammatory response. NCBI's taxonomy places the organism in Eukaryota, Metazoa, Chordata, Amphibia, Anura, Bombinatoridae. The transcript is spliced from 3 exons. Gene Ontology annotation, molecular function: cytokine activity. Gene Ontology annotation, cellular component: extracellular region. The record is from RefSeq and is a predicted model, not a curated record.
AGUAAGAAAGUUCAGUCGACAGCCUUACAGUAUUCUGUGAUGUCACCAGGAGCAAGGUUAUAAAUGAAACACAGCGUUUGUUUUCGUAAAAGAGAAAUCACGUUCCUCACUCCUUCUUUACUGAAUUUAGUGGUGGAGAUUCAUCAGCAUAGCUCAAGAUGAGACUUCUGCCUUUGCUUGUUCUGGCUUUAGCGUGGAGCUUGUGUCUCUGCAACCAUAUUAGAUGCAAAGACCCAUCUGAGGAAAAUCUCCGAACAAAAUUAUUAAGACUAGCACCAGAUGCAAAGUUGCUCCUAAACACACAGGAUAUCAUCCCCGACCAAGAAAGGAAGAAAUGCCCCAGGAAUGUUAAUCACACCUCUGAGCUAAUUCAGGAUCGAAGCAUCUCUCCAUGGUCUUACAGCAUCAAUGAAGACCUGAACCGUUACCCACAAAGAAUAAUCGAGGCCUACUGUCUGUGCAAAGGUUGUAUUUCUACUCACAACAAACAGCAGAACUCAGUGGUCAGUGAACCAUUUUACAAAAAGGUUCACAUCCUUAUGAGAUCUUCCAAGUGUAAGAAAGGGCGAUUUGUCUAUAAGCUCAGAGAAAUAAAAAUUGCCCAGUUUUGCAUCUGCCGAUUUAACUGAUCAGAAGAAUUGAGUGAACAGAACAAAUCUUCUCUUGACAAGUUCUUUCCGGCCAGGUCCAGAGCUUCUAUUUUUUGUUUUUUUUUUGGUUCCAAGGACGUUGGUUGAUUUCUUACUGGUGUCUCCUGCGCUGGUUAAUUAAAUGAAAUCUUUUGGAGCUGAUAGAUUUAAAGAUGUAUUUGCUCAUUAUGGUCUUGCAAGAUAAGUAGCAUCUCACAACUUUGAACUAAAAUGAGAUAACAGGUAUUGUAUAGGACAAAAAAAGUUAAUAUGGGAAGAUGUAACAAGUUUAUUUGUCCUUCAAUAAUUAAAUAUUUAGUCUUAAAGUGAACAGGCUGAAUUUGUUAAAUUUAUAAAUCUAUAACUGUCUCAACUUUCCUGUGGUAUCGUUAAUGUGUAGCUGAGACACAUUUUCUGAAGGUUUGUAUAUAGUGUUUAUAGAAUGUCAGAAUUUUUUUAACACUUUUUUUUACUACAUUUGUGGAAAUUGGAGGUUGUCGGAUAUAUAUACAGAGAAACUGUUUUACAUAUACAUCCCAGACUAUGAUGAGACAGUCUAAUGCUAAUACUGUGUUCAUUUGAUCACAGCAAAGGACUUCAUUAUGUGUUUUCAUGGGAGGGUAGUAUUGUUUUAUAAUAUGUACAUAUAAAGAAAAUACUUUUUUAUGAAUUUCUAUAAAUAAAUCAUAAGAUCAUUUUAAAUUGUCAGCUUCCUGUGACUAAUCUCUGCUCUGUGCUAAUCAGGUUGUCUUUAGAGAUGCCCUUUUCUCUUAUUAAAUAGAUAUAAUGGCAUUUAGAUAAACAUAAAUAAAUAAUAGCUCACAACAAUCUGAUAAUAUCUUGUUUAACUUUACAAUGCAACAUAUUAUAUAAGAUAAAGACAAAAUAAUGUCUAGGAAGUUAGCGCUUAAUGUUUUGUGGGUGUAACCAUACUUAAAUGACUGCUAUGGCUAAACACUGCAACAUUAAUGGGGUGUGAUCAUAUUGUAAUAUAUAAUGAUUAUUCAGCUAUUGUUACUGGAAAAAUAAGUUCCUGUCUCAGAAAAGCAACAUAUGUGUUUGUUCAUUUUUAUAAUAUUACAGAUCUUUAUUUGUAUUAUAUAUUAUACAACUUAAUAAAGAUAAGAAUGUUUUUUAAUCUGUA